Messenger RNA from Caenorhabditis elegans, 341 nucleotides. RefSeq lists its product as uncharacterized. The record is from RefSeq and is marked reviewed. Bases 173 to 319 code for a protein of 48 amino acids. Lineage: Eukaryota; Metazoa; Nematoda; Chromadorea; Rhabditida; Rhabditidae. The transcript has 2 exons.
AGGUGAUGUGUCUGAUAACUGAAUCUCCGAAUCAAACUAUGAACGGCAUCGAGAAGCGAUUCAAAGUCUGGUUAUUCAGACGUUUGUCUCCCUUUUCUGCUCAAUACCACCGGCGGUCCUCGGUCUCUCAUUGCUACUAAAACUGGAAAACUCGCAGAUCAUCAGUGAACUUAUGAUCAUUGGAUUCUCCUGCCAUUCAUCAAUUAACGUUAUCUCAUUGCUGAUAUUUUCUCCUCCAUAUCGCAGAUUUUUGAGUAAGAUCUUCAGAAGAAGUCAACGGCGAAUCUUCGUACAUGCGCACUCGCAAAGCGGAUCAUGAUAAUUAACUGUUUUGUAAACUU